Messenger RNA from Dichotomopilus funicola, 1596 nucleotides. RefSeq lists its product as uncharacterized. The coding region runs from base 1 to 1596 and encodes 531 amino acids. Lineage: Eukaryota; Fungi; Ascomycota; Sordariomycetes; Sordariales; Chaetomiaceae. The record is from RefSeq and is a predicted model, not a curated record. The transcript has 3 exons.
AUGGCAUCUCUUGACGCCACCCCCAGCAACCUCCCAAAAGCAGAAGGCGAUAUCUCCGACUCCUUCGCUUCACUCUCCGGCCGUCCCUCCCAACCCCUACCGAACCGCUUCCGCGAACUCAAACUGCGACUGGUCCAAGGCCACGAGGAUGCCGUCGUGGCAAGCUGGAAGCGGCUGCUUGCGGUGCUGCGGAAGGAAAAUAAUCUCGUGGCGCGGAUGGGGCCGUCUAUCAUUCCCGAAGUGCGCUUCAGUCACUUUGACGAGGAUUUGAAGAAGGCGAAAGGAGAGAUUGAGAAGAGGGGUGUGGCGGUCAUUAGGGGGGUGAUUCCUGAAGAUGAGGCGAGGGCGUAUAAAUUUGAGGUUGAGGAGUAUGUGCGGCAAAAUCCGCAAACGCGAGGAUUUCCCCAAGAAAACCCCCAAGUCUUCGAACUCUACUGGUCCCCCACGCAAACCCGCGCCCGCACCCACCCCAACCUCCUCACCGUCCAACGCGCCCUCAUGACCAACUUCUGGCACACCUCCCCAACAGCAACCACAAACCCUAAACCCAACUCUAGCUCUAGCUCUGGGGGGACCCCAAAAUCCCAAUCCGUCUCCCUCCACACCUCCCUCGCCUACGCAGACCGCCUCCGCAUCCGCCAACCAGGCGACGCCCACUUCGCUCUCGGCCCACACCAAGACGGCGGCAGCGUUGAGAGGUGGGAAGAAUUCGGUUACGGGAACCGUCAUCUCUUCCCGUCUGGUGGCCAUGGAGUGUAUGACGCCGUUUUUCGUGGGGAAUGGGACGCCCCUCUAUCUCAAUCCGGUCAAGAUGGUCAGCGCAAAGGCGGUGGAUACGACCCGUUCAACGCGACAGCACGGGCCAGCGCAGUGACGGAUUUGUAUAAUGGUUUAGGCGCGUGUAGCAUGUUUAGGAUGUUUCAGGGGUGGUUGGCUAUGAGCGAGUCUGGGCCGGGGAGGGGGACGUUGUUGGUUAAUCCGUUGGUCAAGGAGACGGCUGUUUAUGCGUUGUUGAGGCCUUUUUUUAGGGCGAGGAGGGGGUUGCCAGAGGGUGAAGGGAGUGAAAGGGGAUGGGGAAAAGGGGGAUUUUUGGAGGAGGAGAAUUGGGAGUUUACAGGUGGUGAAAAGAUGACGAGUGAUUUGCAGGGUGCGGUGCCGGGGUGUGGCCAGGAGUUUCCGGAAGGAUUGCAUCCGCAUUUGGAGCUGGAGCGGACGAUGGUGCAUGUGCCGGAGGUGAGGCCGGGGGAUUAUGUCGUGUGGCAUUGUGACACCAUCCACGCGGUGGAUCGAAAACACAACGGGACGGGCGACUCCAGCGUCUUGUACAUCCCCGUCUGUCCCACGACCAAAGGAAAUGCCGAGUAUGCCGCUCGUCAGCGGGACGCGUUUUUACGGGGAACGCCAGGCCCAGACUUUCCUGGAGGUGAGGGUGAGUCGAGACAUAUCGGCCGGGCGACGGACGAGUACGUCCAAAAGCAUUGUACCCCAGCCGGUGUCCAGACACUUGCGCUGGAAGAGCUUCCCGUCACCCAGAACGACACAGUUAAUGGAAAGGCGGCGGUUGCUGAGGCGAACCAGAUCCUGGGUUUCUCUUAA